AUGUCUAAAACAGUUGCAAUAAGGGAAACUGAUAACAUGAACCCCAAGUCACAUAUAAAAAUUGUGUAUUAUAGUUCUCUCAAGUUCUUUAAGGUAUGUUUUUUUGCCAUUCAUGUAUAUUUCCUCAAAUACAGAUGUUUUGCUUUACUAGGAAAUACGAGCUUAGAGGAUGCCAUAAAUUGGAUAAUUGAUCAUGAGAAUGACAUUGAUAUUGAUGAGAUGCCAUUGGUAGAUGUAGACAUUGAUAUAGAUUCUUCCGAAUCAUUCCCUAUCACAGAAGAAAUGAGAAUCAAAGCUCAGAAUUUAAGGGUACAAGAGGGUAACAGGAAACAGGAGGAAGAAAAAAGAUUGGAGAGAGAAAGGGAGAAGGAGAGGAUUCAAGCUGGUAAGAGACUCCUUGAGGCAAAGCGAAUUGCUGAUGAAAAUGAAAGAAAACGGACUUUGUCCUUGAGAAAAGCAGAAAAAGAAGAAGAGAAAAGAGCCAGAGAAAAAGUUCUCCAGAAACUGGAGCAGGAUAAGUUAAAUAGAAGGUCUAAACAUGGAUUACAUUUAGAGGGCCAAGCAACUGUGAGAUCAUCAGCUAUUGAAAUACAACAAGAAAAGAAGCCAGAGCCUGUUUAUACAACUGCAAAAGUUGAGCAGCUGAGAGAAUGUCUGAGGAAUCUUAAGCGUAACCAUCAGGGUGAGGAUGCAAGAGUCAGAAGGGCCUUUCAAACACUUAUAGUCUAUGUUGGAAAUGUUGCCAAGAAUCCCAAGGAGGAAAAGUACAGGAAAAUUCGAUUGAGUAAUCCACUAUUCAAGGAUAGAAUUGGAAGUUUAAAUGGAGGUGUAGAGUUUCUUGAACUAUGUGGUUUUGAGAGAACGGGCGACUUCUUGUAUCUUUCUCAUGAGAAGGUUGACAUGAGGCUGCUAAAUUCAGCUGGUUUUGCCUUGAAUUCUGCAAUCACAAAUCCUUUCUUUGGUGUUUUAAGUACUCCUUCCAAUUAAGUUUCAGUAAACAUUUAGUCUACAAUUUAAUUAGUUCGGAAAGUGGAUAUAUAGCCAAAGGCAGAAACAUAUCCUUCGUGUUAAAAGUUAAGCAUGGGAAUGAAUGCAACUUAUUUUAUAGA
Messenger RNA from Cajanus cajan (pigeon pea), 1109 nucleotides. NCBI's taxonomy places the organism in Eukaryota, Viridiplantae, Streptophyta, Magnoliopsida, Fabales, Fabaceae. The record is from RefSeq and is a predicted model, not a curated record.